Messenger RNA from Phytophthora infestans T30-4, 387 nucleotides. RefSeq names its product tetrahydrofolate dehydrogenase. The record is from RefSeq and is a predicted model, not a curated record. The transcript is spliced from 2 exons. Gene Ontology annotation, cellular component: cytosol. Gene Ontology annotation, biological process: tetrahydrofolate interconversion; purine nucleobase biosynthetic process. Gene Ontology annotation, molecular function: methenyltetrahydrofolate cyclohydrolase activity; methylenetetrahydrofolate dehydrogenase (NAD+) activity; methylenetetrahydrofolate dehydrogenase (NADP+) activity. Lineage: Eukaryota; Oomycota; Peronosporomycetes; Peronosporales; Peronosporaceae. The coding region runs from base 1 to 387 and encodes 128 amino acids.
AUGGACGAUUUUUUGCGCGACAGCAUCAGCAUUAAGAAGGACGUGAAAAGACUGUGCCAAUUCUACCGUGGCAACUUGUACCGUAACAUCCGCUACGUAGACGACGAGAAGACGCAAAAGUGCGUGCUGCCUUGCACACCUUUGGCAAUUGUCAAGAUCCUCGAACACCUUGGCGUUUACGACAAGACCAAGCCUACUGGCAACCACUUGUCAGGUGUUAACAUCACGGCUAUUAACCGUAGUGACAUUGUCGGCCGCCAAUUGGCUGCUAUGCUUGCGAAUGACGGCGCUGACGUGUACAGCGCCGACAUUGACUCGCUGUACCUAUUCCGUCGCGGUAAGCUCAUCCCGAGCGAAGAGACGCAGGAGACGGCGUCUGCCGCUUGA